GUCAGGACAACUUUUGGGAGCUCAAACUCAGGCUGUCAGUCCUGGUGGCAAGUGUCCUCUCCUGCUGAGCCACCUUGCUGUCCUGUGACAGUUAACUGGAAUGAUGAGCACGGUCUUUCGAAUGAUGCUCAGCAGUGAGUGUGGCACGUUGGGAAGCUGGGUAUAUGGGGUAACAGGGGGCCUGGGGCUGCCUCCUCUCUUCCCUCCUCCUGAGCCCUCUUCCUUCCUACCCAGCUUUGUGCUCUCCCACCCCUCAGCAGGAGUGCCCAUCCCUUCUUCUCAGCCCCGCCAGUUCACAUGGAGCUUUCUGGUCCCCGGGUGAGCCAGUCAGCAAGGUUCUGACCCCUGAGGGCAAGGUGGCCUUAGAGCCCUAGCCAGGUCUCCAGAGGGCCUCUGGUUCUGUCACCUGCUGUGAGUGGGAGCCAGACUUGGGUGCAGAACAGAAACUUGAGGCUAAAGAGGAAGUGGGGGACAUGCGGGUGGUGCUGAGGAGAAAUGAGCAGACUCUUACUUCACUAUGGUUUCCUCCUGGGAUUUCUCAGCUUUCCUCACCCCGGUCUUACGAGGCAGGAGACUGCAGCUCCUCCGUGAGCCUUUAUCUGGUUCAGUUCAGGAGCCCAGACACAAAGCCUGUGGCUGGAGGAUCCACGGGGCCACGCAGGCCUUGCUCACCUUCUCUCUUGUCCACGGCGGUCUCUGCUCCCUGAGCAGUUCGUCCCACACUGGCUGUGGUGGCUGCCUGGGUCCUGCCCUGCCCUGGUCUCCUCCUCACGGCAUCCCUGCCCCCUUCCCUGCUCCUCUCCCCAGCUCAAGAAGAGGACCUAUGGCCUGGGAGGCCUCAUGCCUGCUAUCCCCCAUCCUGCUGGUGCUCCUGGCCUCAGGCUCCUGGGCACAGGGCACAGAAUCUCUUCAAAGAGUGGAGGGAACGAGGCUUUCCGUGAAAUGCUGGUAUGAUCCCAGCCAACGCUUAAAGGAGAAAAUCUGGUGUGUGAAAACACCAGCAGAUACUUGUAACAUCUUAGUGUCGAGUCCUGCAGGCAGAGAUGCUCAGGGAGGACGAUCCUUCAUCUGGGACAAUCCUGACUCUAACUCCUUCACUGUCAUCAUGACUGCGUUGAGGACGACAGACUCGGGUUCCUAUCACUGUGGGAUCCUUGAAAGCCGCAGAAUGUUCAGGAUUCUCAGAAGCUUCAGCCUAGUGGUGUCCAAAGCUCCAACCCCACGCACGACUUCCUGGAAGACGACAGCCCUGGCCUCUGCCACCAGCCCUGUCAUUGACAGUCCCCCAGAGAACUGGAUGUGGAAGGUCACCAUUGCUGGUGUGGCAGUGACCAUCCUGCUACUGCUCGGACUUGUCCUUGUGGUCCUGUACCUCAGGAAUACUCGAGGAAAAGCCCAGAAAGUUGAGAACAAAUGUCACCAUAUCUACGAAGAUGUUCCAUGUCAGAAGGAGGAAACCACUGGCUUCAAUCAGCAAAUCCUCUCCAGUGAGGAUGCCGAGACCAUCUGCUACGCUUCCCUCAUCCACCUCAACCACGUGAGCCCUCGGAACCCCAUCUCUAGCAACACCCAGCCCUACCUGAAACCGUCGCCUGACCCCCUUCUGUCUGUGGAAUAUGCUAGCAUCUCUAGAAGCAGACUCCAGUCUUCCAAGGCAGCUGCCCUGGAGAUGGAUCCCGAGAACUGAGGGCUGAGGCUAUGUCCUAGCAGAGGAGCAACUUCCUACAGCAUAGAUGGUCCAGACUGUUAGGGCCAUGCUUUCCUCAAGGAAGAUGACCAAAAGUACAAUGGAGAGGGCCUGGGGACCCUGGUCUCUCCCCUCUGGAGGCCUAGGAUCAAUGCCACUAGGACAGUCUACAUGGAUAGAGACCUGGGCCAGUUUCUCUCAAUGACUCUGGCCUCCCUUCCUUUGGUGACCACCCCUUCCUUCCUCGGUGGCCCUUGAAACCCAGGCAGAUUGUGUAAGUUCCCCCAGGGACUCUAAGUCAACUGGGAUCUCUGCCCAACCCUUAGCUCCUCCCCACACCAGCCUGGCUCCUAUUUCUAAAACCAUCCUGCUCUGGGAACUCUGGUAACCCUGACAGGAAGAACACUAAGAUGUGGGCAGCGCCCAUCAGUGGCCUGUCUUCUGAGACAUUUCCAACCAUGGCGGAACCAGGAGCUUUCUUAGCAUAGCCAGGCACCAGUCUCUGUGAGAGCACAUCCGGGUGCUCUGCCUUCGAGAGGGACGGCCAUCCUCUCUGCUGACUGUGUCUAACUGCACCAUCUAUGCCACACCCACCUUCCAGGACCCUCGCACUGAAGAUGCCAUCCCCUCAGCCCAGGCCCCUCACCACUGUGAGGCAGGCACUCAGACCAAGGGAGGCAGGGUCAGGGCAGGAGUUGGAUGCCGUGAGUAUGGCCCUGCUCCUGGGGACCCAUCCCCACCCUGCCUGCUCAUGUCCUCCUCGUGCAACACAGAUUUGACUGGGAAAGACUGGGUGACUACUAUCCCUGACGGGAGGCCCGCUGUGUCUCGCCUUGGAGUCGUUGCUCUUUGCCUAUGGUCUCACCUGACCUCUGGUCCUCCGUGACUCCUAACAGGGCCUUUGCUCUUGGUCUGGAUUUCAGUCUACAUGGCCCCCUAAGAGUCCCCUUUUACUGAAUGUCCCUUGAGCAUGUCUACGACUCAUCCUGAGGGUUGGGCUCUCAUGAGCUGUUAGAACCAAAAGGGCUUUCUCAGACUGGAACUCCUAGAGCUGACUACGAUGUUUUCACUGGGCCAGGCUCUGCACUCAAGCUUGAGGAGAGAGAUUGAGUCUAGGAUGUAUUUGGGAACACUUACAAAGUGCCCCAUGCUUCUAUGUGGAUGAAGAGCGCAAAUAUCCCUAUUGGUGCCCAUUCCUGCCUUUUACAGAUGGACGUAGACUGGGUCCCACAGGUAAUAAAUGGUAGGUUGCAGAUCUUAGAGUUUUUA
This is a messenger RNA of Phodopus roborovskii (desert hamster), 2956 nucleotides long. RefSeq lists its product as uncharacterized. The transcript has 6 exons. The coding region runs from base 518 to 1687 and encodes 389 amino acids. Gene Ontology annotation, molecular function: signaling receptor activity. The record is from RefSeq and is a predicted model, not a curated record. Gene Ontology annotation, cellular component: cell surface. NCBI's taxonomy places the organism in Eukaryota, Metazoa, Chordata, Mammalia, Rodentia, Cricetidae.